Molecule: messenger RNA, 454 nt
Organism: Radiomyces spectabilis
Lineage: Eukaryota; Fungi; Mucoromycota; Mucoromycetes; Mucorales; Radiomycetaceae
Exons: 2
Coding region: 35-454 (139 amino acids)
Source: RefSeq, a predicted model, not a curated record
CGAUUUUUUCUUUCUGUUGUUAUCAUUCACCACCAUGUUCAAAGAUCUUGUCUUUGGCUACUCUCUCGAGCACUAUGCGAAUCUGAAGAGUGGAAAAUAUCUGUCUUCUUUACAGACGGGCGCUUCGCGAUGCUGGUCAUACCUUUUUCCCAGAAGAAAAGAUCGAAAGGAUCUUUCUUAUGACAGCGAUAGUAAUGUCGACUCACUAUCAGCGAGAUCCAUGGAUCCUUCGCCUUGUACGAUUACCAAUACUCUUGCGUGCCGAGGAGCCUUUGCCAAUGACCGCCACAGCAUGUCUACGACUCAAUCCGUGGAUAUGUUUCCUUACUCAAAUUUCUAUCUAAAACUGCCUAAUGGCAAAUGGAUGAUCCGCUGCCGCACAGGCGAUCAGCUGUAUACCCUAGUGCCAUUUCCGAAAACUUACCUACGAAAUACUGCCAUCAUUAUCCUGUAA